CAUUGCAACACCUUUUUCACAAGUGUGUAGGAAAGCUCUCAGCACAGCCAGACUCGCACACAUUUAACACGAACAGGAAGUCCUCUUCAACAACAGAUCCUUCCACAUCCUCCGCCUCAAUCUCCAUCCAGGUAUUCCAGCCGGUCCUGUUGAGAGGAGCACCCCCAUCAUGCCACAUGGGAGCCUGGCCUGGAGUCUCUCUGCUCUACUGGGGCUUCUCCUGACACCUUCACUAGGGUUGGAACCUCCACGGAUCUCCUUCCCCCUCGAAAGCCCAGAGAGACCUCUUCCCUUAUUCAGCCAACCAGACAUUAAAAACACCACCACACUGUUGCUAAGUGACGACGGCUCCACUCUGUUUGUAGGGGCACAAGAUGCUGUGCUCUCAUUGGAUGUCAGCCAGCCCGAUGUCAUAACCAUGAAGACUAUGAUGGAAUGGAAGCCCCCUCCAGAUGUUCUACACGAGUGUACCACUAAGGGCAAGAAAGAAACGACGGACUGUCCCAACUUUGUGCGAGUGCUGCAACCCAUCAAUGCCACCCACUUGUAUGCCUGUGGAACAUUUGCGUACAACCCUCAUGAUACCUAUAUGGACACAGACACUCUCACCAUGGCCAAAAUCCCCAGGAAGUACAAUAAUGGAAAAGGUUGCUGCCCGUUCAACCCAUAUCAAAGAAACACAGCCAUCUCUGUUGAUGGUGAGCUUUUCACAGCCACGACAAAUGACUUCCGGGGUAAGACACCAAUGGUCUCCCGCCAUCUCAGUAAGGAUGGUCGCCCAGAUGUUAGCCAGGAUACCUCAGUGACCUUGAAUGAGCCCACUUUCGUCAGUUCCGCAUCUGACACCAGCGAGGGGAAGGUGUACUUCUUCUUCAGUGAAGUUGGAAAUGAGUACAGCUUCCUGGAUGAGUUCAAAGUAGCGCGGGUAGCCCAGGUCUGCAAGGAUGACAUUGGGGGAGAGCGCGUCCUGCAGAAACGCUGGACUUCCUUUGCUAAAGCCGAACUUCUCUGUCGGCCUCCCAAAGAGCUGCCUUUCAAUAUCAUCCAGGAUGUGUUCACCCUCGCUCCAUCAGAGGGCUACUCCACACAAGAUAUUAUUUUCUAUGGUGUCUUCACAUCCCAAUGGUCAGUGGCUUCAGGGCAGUCUGCUGUGUGUGCCUUUCGGCUUGGGGACAUCAAAGAUGUGUUUGCUGGGAAUUACAAGAUAUUCCAAAACCACCAAUGGAGUCCUCGCAUGGACAUGAGUAGCAACAUGGGCAAGUGUGGGUUGGCCAAUGCCUCAGACACCACUCUAAUGGCAGUCAAGGAAAGUUUCCUAGCCAGUGGAAGUGUGCGUCCGAUAGGCAGUGCACCAGUUCUCAACUCCCCUGACCAGCGCUACAGUCGGAUUGCUGUACUACGGACAAAAGCGGCCAAUGGACAGGACUACACCAUACUCUUCCUGCUUAGUGAGUCUGGGUUUCUCCACAAAGCUGUGCUGUUGAACAAGGAUACCCACAUCAUAGAGGAGAUCCAAGUGUUCAGACAACCACAGCUGGUGAAAAACAUACUUCUCUCCACCUCCAAGGGUGUGCUUUAUGUGGGGACCUCUGAAGGGGUGACCCAGGUGCCUGUAUCCCAGUGCUCAUCCUAUAAGAGCUGUGCCCAGUGUGUUUUGGCACGAGACCCCCUCUGUGGCUGGGACCCUGCUAGUGGACACUGUGCCAGUGUGUCUGCCAUUCCAGCCAAUGCACGGCAGGAUGUGGAGCAUGGCAACGUGAUGAAGGAGUGUCAAGGUUCCCUCACAGCUAAACCUCUGCUAGUGGAGGUGUACGCACAGCUCAAUGAAGUAGUGAGGUUGAAAUGUUCCAGAUCCUCCAAUCUGGCAACCCUGAGUUGGAAGUCCGCCAAAGCUAGCGCUCUGCCCCACCACCUCUUCUUUUACUCUGGAGAUGAGAAUCUGGUCUUCAUGGCCACACCUGACACCUUCGGAAUCUACCACUGCAUCUCUGUUGAGAGGGGUUAUGAGGAGACAGCGGCUAUCUACACUGUGAGACAGAGUGUCUCUCCUCGGGCCAUUGAUACUCCAGCCGUUCAAAUUCGGAUCACCACCACAGAGACGAAAGACCAGAUGACCACUAAUAUGGAGAUUCCAAGCGACACUGACAAGCUAGACUUCAUUAACUUUGGGGAGGAUCCAGUCAUCACCGCAGACGUAACCACAACCAACAAGACUCCAGACACACAGUCCACGACUGAGAAUCUAGAGGACAAGACUCCAGACACCAAUUCCAGUACUGAGAAGCCAGAGGAUAUGACCCCAGACCCCCAGUCCAGCAGUGAGAAACCAGAAGACAUUGUCAACCACAAUGAACCCUUAACAGCCAAGAAUUACCAUAGUGAAUUGGUGGCAGUAUCAUUUCUCCUGGCUGUGUGUGUUUGUGUGCUAGUGCUAGGAGGGCUCUAUGGGUGGCACCUGCAGGGCAGAUAUAAAUUGGGCCCCUCGGACACUGCAGAGGGGGGAUACAAGGAAGAGAAUGACCCCCUGGAAGUCUCACCUCCCUCUAUAAAGAAGGCAGAAUGAAUGGACUCAGAAGAUAUCUAUCUUCAUCGAGUCAAUUUUUUUCAACAGGCAUUUGAUGACAUAACAUCAGGUGGAUUCGAGCUUGUUGAAGAUUUAUAAAUAAGUAAAUUAAAAGGUGUGUUUGGGAGGGGGGGUGAAGGGUAGGUUUAUUUACACGUGGAGCCUAUUUGUCUUCAACUUAAACAGACAGAUAAUGCACAUUUCUAUUAAUUUCAAAUGAAUACAAUUUUUGUAAUCCUACAUUUCCUCAGCUGACAUCUUUUUCUAUAGGCUACAAAACAAGUGUCUUUAUUUCUGUAGGAAUGUUCAUUCUCUUUUACUAAGCCUACUAUAAUAAAAAGGAGAAAUUACA
Messenger RNA from Oncorhynchus masou masou (cherry salmon), 2915 nucleotides. RefSeq names its product semaphorin-4A-like. The record is from RefSeq and is a predicted model, not a curated record. The transcript is spliced from 14 exons. Gene Ontology annotation, biological process: positive regulation of cell migration; axon guidance; negative regulation of axon extension involved in axon guidance. Gene Ontology annotation, molecular function: chemorepellent activity; semaphorin receptor binding. NCBI's taxonomy places the organism in Eukaryota, Metazoa, Chordata, Actinopteri, Salmoniformes, Salmonidae. Gene Ontology annotation, cellular component: plasma membrane. The coding region runs from base 170 to 2563 and encodes 797 amino acids.